Molecule: messenger RNA, 596 nt
Organism: Staurois parvus
Lineage: Eukaryota; Metazoa; Chordata; Amphibia; Anura; Ranidae
Source: the annotation of a GenBank genome assembly
UCCGGGGAGACCAGAUAUAGUGGAUGCAGGGUCCGGGGAGACCAGAUAUAGUGAAUGUAGGGUCCAGGGAGACCAGAUAUAGUGAAUGCAGGGUCUGGGGAGACCCAGAUAUAGUGAAUGCAGGGUCCGGGGAGACCAGAUAUAGUGAAUGCAGGGGUCCGGGGAGACCAGAUAUAGUGAAUGCAGGGUCCUGGGAGACCAGAUAUAGUGAAUGCAGGGUCCGGGAGACCAGAUAUAGUGAAUGCAGGGUCCUGGGAGACCAGAUAUAGUGAAUGCAGGGUCCAGGGAGACCAGAUAUAAUGAACGCAGGGUCCGGGGAGACCAGAUAUAGUGAAUGCAGGGGUCCGGGGAGACCAGAUAUAGUGAAUGCAGGGUCCGGGGAGACCAGAUAUAGUGAAUGUAGGGUCCGGGGAGACCAGAUAUAGUGAAUGCAGGGUCCGGGGAGACCAGAUAUAGUGAAUGUAGGGUCCGGGGAGACCAGAUAUAGUGAAUGUAGGGUCCAGGGAGACCAGAUAUAGUGAAUGUAGGGUCUGGGGAGACCAGAUAUAGUGAAUGCAGGGUCCAGGAGACCAUAUAUAGUGAAUGCAGGGUCCUUG